AGGGAGUAGUACAUUAAGAGAUACAUUAAUAAAGUUAUUCUUCUCAUUUCUGGUAUUUUAAGGGAUAUCUUUUUCAUUCUUUCCCUAACAUCAAUGAUUUGUUUCAGCUUUUCAUUUUUCAAGAUAAUAGUUUGCCCGGAAGUAGACAAAAACAUAGAGGAAUUGAGCAACUAUAUCAGAUUUUUCAUCUAGUAAAAAGAUCCUGAGAAUUUGAAAGGAAAGAAAUUUGAAAGACACUUCCAAUCAUGAAAAAUGAAGGAGAAAGAGAAAAGGGAGAAGCAAACAACUUUAUGGUGUCAUUUUCUGCUCUUCACAUGGACGUUGUCAACGUUCUGGAUUUCAUGGAGAGUUUAAAGAAUGAAGAAGAUCAAAAUGCUGUUGAAGUGGCCGAUCAAAUUGAAAAGGUGAAAAUGGUGCUGGCAUUUAUUUGCACGUACGUCCAGCUUUCUUAUUCCGAUUUGGAGAAGUUUGAAGUUGUAAUGACUGCCCAGAGACUAAGGGUUGAAGAAUUACUUCAAUCAAUUAUCUGUGAUGCUGAGCCCAAUAUGGGGAUUAAGCACGACGUACAUCAUUCCCUUCCCUGCCUCAUGGAUAACAUCGAUGAUUGUAUCAGCUCAUGUCGUUAUUCUAAAUCAAGUGCCACCAUGACUGACAAGCAGUUGGACUUCCUCCUCCUGAAUCUCCAUCAUCUAUCCAAGUAUCUUGCUGAACAGAUUUAUCCAUUAGAGAUGCAGUUUGAGAUUCUUCAGAAUUUAUUUGUCAACAUCAGAAAUUUCCAUGGGUUGAUAGUAAAUGGUUAUGUUGAGCAUGAGAUUGUGGAAUAUGUCUUACCUCAAUUUCAAGCUAUGACUGAGAGAUUUGGACGCUUUAUGUGGGAUAGUCAUAUUGAUGGAAAUUCUUUUCACUUCAAGCUACCUCAUCUAUUCUUGAAGAUUAUUCCAAUUGAACUGACGGUAAUGCACAUAUGUUACACAAAUCUGAAAGAUUCACCAUCAGCAGAAAUUGGAUGCUUUAUCCAGCAGCUGUUAGAGACCUCUCCAGACAUUCUUAAAGAAUAUAUGAUUCAUCUACAAGUGCACACGGUAACUGUUAUUACUGCAAGCAUUUCGGGGGCGCGAAACAUUCAUGUCAUGAUAGAGUUCCUAUUGAUUAUUCUUACUGAUAUGCCCAAGGACAUGAUUCAUCGUGGCAAAUUAUUUGAUCUUUUGGCACGUGUUGGAGCACUUAUCAGGGAGGUAUCAACUCUCGUUCACGACUUAGAAGGGAAGUCAAUGGAUGAAGAGAGUACCAAUGGAACAAAUCGUGCAACUCUAGACUUGUUGGAAAAUAUUGAACUCCUCAAGGAAGAUCUCAAACAUAGUUAUCUGAGAGCCCCAGACUCAUCUCAAUGUUUCUUCCCCAUGAGUGAUGGACCUCUCUUCAUGCAUCUUCUACUCAGACACUUAAAUGAUUUGCUAGAUUCCAAUGCUUAUUCAAUUGCUUUGAUAAAAGAAGAAAUUGGGGUGGUGAAAGAAGACCUAGAAUUCAUAAGAUCUUUCUUCGUGAACAUUGACCAAGGAUUAUAUAAAGAUCUCUGGGCUCAUGUUUUAGAUGUGGCAUUUGAGGCAAAAGAUGUCAUUGAUUCAAUUAUUGUUCGAGAUAAUGGUCUCUUACAUCUUAUUUUCUCACUUCCCAAUACCAUAAACAAGAUCAAGCUUAUCAAAGAAGAGGUCUCCGGGUUACAUGAGAUGAUUCCCACGAACUGAAGCCUCACUGUGGUAAAUUCUACCAAGAAGCCAGUUGAAAGAAAGUCAUUGACAACAGGUAAAGUAAUUGUUGGUUUUAAGGAGGAGACAGACUGGUUAAUUAGAAAGCUCACCAAUGGACCAGCAAAUCUAGAUGUCAUUUCAAUCUUUGGCAUGCCGGGUUCGGGUAAAACUACUUUGGCGUACAAAGUAUACAAUGAUAAAUCAGUUUUUAGUCAUUUCGACCUUCGGGCAUGGUGCACAGUCGACCAAGAAUAUGACGAGAAGACGUUGUUGGUGAAGCUUUUUAAUCAAGUUACUGGCUCGGAUUUGAAGUUCGGUGAGGAUAUUGAUGUUGCUGAUAUGCUACGGAAACAAUUGUUUGGAAAGAGGUACCUAAUUGUGUUAGAUGACGUGUGGGAUAUUGAUGCAUGGGAUGGAUUAACAAGACCUUUUCCUGAAGCUGAGAAACGAAGUAGAAUUAUUUUGACGACUCGACAAAAGGAAGUCGCUUUUCAUGCAAAGGGAAACACUGAUCCUCUUAACCUUCGAUUGCUAAGUCCAGAAGAAAGUUGGGAAUUAUUAGAGAAAAGGGCAUUUGGAAAUGACAGUUGCCCUGAUGAACUAUUGGAAGUUGGAAGAGAAAUAGCCCGAAAUUGUAAAGGGCUUCCUUUGGUGGCUGAUUUGAUUGCUGGAGUCAUUGUAGGGAGGGAAAAGAAAAAGACCGCGUGGCUUGAAAUUCGAAAUAAUUUGAAUUCCUUUAUUUUGAAUAGUGAAGUGGAAGUGAUGAAGGUUAUAGAAUUAAGUUAUGACCAUUUACCAAAUCACCUGAAGCCAUGUUUACUUGACCUUGCAACUCUUCGGAAGGACACAGCAAUUAUAAUCAAUGUGUUAAAAGCUUAUUGGCGUGCUGAAGGCUUUGUGGAAGAAGUGAUGGAGGUUUAUUUGGAUAACUUAAUUUCCAGCAGCUUGGUAAUUAUUUUCAAUGAGAUAGGUCAUCACUCAACUUGCCAAAUUCAUGAUCUUGUGCACGACUUUUGUUCGAUAAAAGCAAGAAAGGAAAAGUUUUAUGACUCGAUUAGUUCAAAUUCUCCGUCUUCUUCUUCAGAUUUGUUGCCUUGGAAAAUAACCAUGACUCAGAACUUUGGUCUUAACAAUUUUUUCCUGUUCGGUUCAAAAAAAAAAAGGCAUUCUGGUAAACACCUCUAUUCUUUGGCAAUAAUUGGACACAAGCUGGACUACAGUCUUUCUGAUAUAUGUCACCUAAGACACUUGAGGCUUCUUAGAGUGUUGCAACUGGACCCCAGUUUUAUCAUGGUGAAAGAUUCUUUACUGAAUGAAAUAUGCAUGUUGAAUCAUUUGAGUUACUUACAGUUUGGCACAAAAGUUAAAUCUUUGCCUUCAUCUUUCUCAAACCUCUCGAAUCUAGAAACCCUUUGGGUGAUUAACGAAGGAUCAACCUUGGUACUAUUACCGAGAAUUUGGCAUCUUGUAAAGUUGCGAGUGCUGUUAGCGAAUGCUUGUUCUUUCUUUUUCUUUGAUAUAGAUACAGAUGAACCAAUACUAAUAACACAUGACUCAAAGUUAGAGAACAUGAGAAUAUUAGAGAAACUCGUGAUUUCCUAUUCAAAAGAUACCGAGGAAAUUUUCAAAAGGUUUCCAAAUCUUCAAGAGCUUUCAUUUAUUCUCAAGGACUCAUGGAAUUAUACAACAGAGCAGAAUUGGUUCCCAAAAUUGGAUUUCCUAACUGAACUAGAAUUACUCAAUGUAGAACUUGAGAGAUCAAACACAAAUUGGUCGUGGAAUUUUCACUUUCCUUCCAAUUUGAAAAUAUUGGGGUUGCAUGACUUUCAUCUGACGUCCGAUUCAUUAUCAACAAUAGCGAGACUGCACUACCUUGAACAGUUGACCCUUAUUAGACCAAUCAUCCAGGGGGAAGAAUGGAACAUGGGAGAGGAAGACACCUUUCAGAAGCUCAAAUAUUUGAUGUUGGAAGAACUGACUCUUGCUAAGUGGGAGAUUGGAGAGGAAUUCUUUCCCGUACUUGAGAAAUUAGAACUGUGGAGAUGUCAUAAGCUUGAGGAAAUUCCGUCAAGUUUCGGUGAUAUUUAUUCAUUAAAAAGUAUCAAACUUAUAGAGAGCCCUCAACUUGAAGAUUCUGCUUUAAAGAUUAAGCAAGAUGUUGAAGAAAUGACGGGAGAAGACAAGCUUCAGAUCCUUGGUCCGAAUAAUAUGCUGUUAUGCGACCUUGCUGCUAUGCAAGGUUACAUGGAGAGGACACAGAUGUCCUAGCUGGGGUUUGCCCCUUUGAGCGCCAUUGCCCUAGUGGACCUGGCCCAAGCCUAUGCUGAGCUCCGAAAGGAGCUAGAUGAGGAGAAGAAACGCCGCUUCCGAGACAGCAUGCUGGUGAGGACGUGGAAGGUCAUGUGCGCGCGCACCUUCCCAACUAAGUAGCUCCCUAAUCUGACUAAGAAAUACUGGAGUUCUCGUUCCUCAGCGGCAUAGAUGAGGAGGGCUUGAAUGCCGCAAGCCUUGGAGACGCGGCCACCAGCUAGAUGUUUUGCUGUCCUCUCUCCGCCCUCUUUUUAUGUUGUAAGUACUUUUGAAUUUGGGUUGUCCCCCGUUUGAGGCUUGUAACAAAAAAAAUCACUUUUUCUUUUUCUUUUUCUUUUUAAUUUAUUGCACUUUAAGACACUUUUCAUUU
Molecule: messenger RNA, 4428 nt
Organism: Capsicum annuum
Lineage: Eukaryota; Viridiplantae; Streptophyta; Magnoliopsida; Solanales; Solanaceae
Product: putative late blight resistance protein homolog R1A-3
Biological process (GO): defense response to other organism
Molecular function (GO): ADP binding
Source: RefSeq, a predicted model, not a curated record